Messenger RNA from Cydia pomonella (codling moth), 3858 nucleotides. RefSeq lists its product as uncharacterized. NCBI's taxonomy places the organism in Eukaryota, Metazoa, Arthropoda, Insecta, Lepidoptera, Tortricidae. The record is from RefSeq and is a predicted model, not a curated record. The coding region runs from base 176 to 3646 and encodes 1156 amino acids. The transcript is spliced from 2 exons. Gene Ontology annotation, molecular function: cysteine-type endopeptidase inhibitor activity.
ACCAGACGAGAGCUUAGGUGUGCACAGUAAUUCAAAAGUGUAGCAAAUUUACUUUGGCUACCGCUGCAAAUCACUUAAUUGGAAAAUUAUACUGACAAACAGAAAUCCAUAUAAAGUGUAAUUUUUCUUUUAAUAGGUAUUUUCAAUCAAUUGCUGCAACCAACCUGGGCAAAAUAUGCGUGUAUAUAUUUAUAUAUUAUUACUGCUAACAUCAUUGAUUUCCUAUGGACAUGGAACAGGAGAGCAAAAGGAGCAAGAUCCAAAUGAUCCGAAAUACCAAAAGCUGGCUGAAGAAGUAGUACGUUUCCACUUGAAUGUAAAGAAGCGGGAUACAAAAAAAGUAACAGUGUCUAAGGUUACGACACAACUAGUGGCAGGACUCCUCACUAGAAUACAAUUCCGUGUUUUUCUCGUCAACGGUAAAUCCGCAAUGUGCAAUUCUGAAAUAUGGGACCAACCUUGGAAAGAUUUAAGAGUCGUAACUUAUAAAUGUGACUCACUGUUUUCCAAUAAACGACUAAGCUCCAUUUCCAAAAAACGACUAAGUUCCAAAGUCAAUUCUAGACCUGCAGUAGCACGGGACCCUAAAAAUCCUAAAUACCUAAAUUUAGCAAAUCUGGCUCUUGAUACUUUCUUUAAAACUCCAGGCAAUAAACUUUUUAACAAAGAAGAUAUAAAAGCAGUAUCUGUAACAAGUGUAAAAGUAAAGAUAGCUUCACAAAUAACAAAUGCCCUUGUUUUCGACGUUACCACUCUCAAUAAUGGUCAAUUUGAAUGUGAGGGUGCAGUUUUGGAAUCACCGUGGAAAACUGUAGAUACAAUUGAAGUUACUAAUAUAAAAUGUGAUAUCAGUAAAGGAGAUGCAUCAAAAGGACUUCUUAUGGGACUGUCGGGUAAAAAUCAAGUGAUUGGCGGCCAAGUGCGUCAAAACCCUAAAGACUUUAAAUAUACACAGUUAGCGAAAGAAUCUUUUAAAAAGUACCUUCAAUCGCACACCAGCGUUAUGAUAAGUGUUAAAAAACUAACAGUCGACAAGGUGACCACCCAAGUAGUAGCUGGAACCAUGAUACGCAUUGAUUUCCGUGUUGAUCCUACCAAGGGGUCAACAGUUCCUUGUAGAUCUGAAAUUUGGGAAAAAGUUGAUGAUACAUUGGAUUUUAAUGUGAUAUGUCAGUUGAAUGAUAAAAAAGUAGGAGGUCAAAAUGAGCAAGAUCCGAAAGAUCCCAAGUAUAAACGACUAGCAGAAGAAUCUUUUCAAAAAUAUCGGAACACUUAUAUUGGCCCCCUAUUUAUUGUUAAAGAGAUUAAGGUGACCAGAGUGACUACACAGGAAGUUGAAGGUGUAAGAACUAAACUCGAUUUCAAUGUAAUUACUGACUCAAACCUCAGAUACGACUGCCAUUCUGAGGUUUUGGAACAACCAUGGCGUCAAAUUAAAGAUAUUACAGUUAUAUGUGACCCGCUUAACAUGUUAUCUGCUUUUGCAAACAGUCCGAAAGUUAAUGAUGAUGUUGAUGAACGUUUAGGGGGCCAAACAAACGAAAAUCCCAAAGAUCCUAAGUACAAGAAACUAGCAGACGAAUCUUUUAAGAGAUACUUACAGUCGCACACAAGUGUUAAAAUUAGCGUUAAAAAACUAACGGUCGACAAGGUCACCACCCAAGAGGUAGCUGGAACCAUGACACGCAUUAAUUUUCAUGUUGAUCCCAUCAAAGGUUCAACAAUUCCUUGUAAAUCUGAAAUUUGGGAAAAAGUAGAUGAUACAUUGGAUUUUAAUGUGAUGUGUCAGUUGAAUGAUAAAAAAGUAGGAGGUCAAAAUGAGCAAGAUCCUAAAGACCCCAAGUAUAAACGACUAGCUGAAGAAACUUUUCAAAAAUAUCGGAAUACUCAUAUUGGCCCCCUAUUCGUUGUUAAAGAAAUUAAGGUGACCAGAGUAACUACACAGGAAGUUGAAGGAGUAGCCACUAAACUCGAUUUCAAUGUAAUUACUGACUCAAACCUCAGAUACCAUUGCCAUUCUGAGGUUUUGGAACAACCAUGGCGUCAAAUUAAAGAUAUUACAGUUAUAUGUGACCCACUUAACAUGUUAUCUGCUUUUGCAAACAGUCCGAAAGUUAAUGAUGAUGUUGAUGAACGUUUAGGGGGCCAAACAAACGAAAAUCCCAAAGACCCUAAGUACAAGAAACUAGCAGACGAAUCUUUUAAGAGAUACUUACAGUCGCACAAAAGUGUUAAAAUUAGCAUUAAAAAACUAACGGUCGACAAGGUCACCACCCAAGAGGUAGCUGGAACCAUGACACGCAUUAAUUUUCAUGUUGAUCCCAUCAAAGGUUCAACAAUUCCUUGUAAAUCUGAAAUUUGGGAAAAAGUUGAUGAUACAUUGGAUUUUAAUGUGAUGUGUCAGUUGAAUGAUAAAAAAGUAGGAGGUCAAAAUGAGCAAGAUCCUAAUGACCCCAAGUAUAAACGACUAGCUGAAGAAACUUUUCAAAAAUAUCGGAAUACUCAUAUUGGCCCCCUAUUCGUUGUUAAAGAAAUUAAGGUGACCAGAGUAACUACACAGGAAGUUGAAGGAGUAGCCACUAAACUCGAUUUCAAUGUAAUUACUGACUCAAACCUCAGAUACGAUUGCCAUUCUGAGGUUUUGGAACAACCAUGGCGUCAAAUUAAAGAUAUUACAGUUAUAUGUGACCCUGUUAACACGUUAUCUGCUUCUGCAAAUCAUCUGAAAUUGAAUGAUGGUGUUCAUGAGCAUUUUGUCGGUGGCCAAACAAAUCAAGAUCCCAAAAAUCCUAAGUAUAAAAAAAUUGCCGAAGAAUCUUUCGAAAAGUAUCGCCGUGAUCAUAUUGGUCUUCUUUUUACAGUUAAAGAGCUUAAGGUGAUAAAAGUAACUACUCAAGUAAUUUCAGGAGUAAUUACUCGACUCGAUUUCAAAGCGAUUCCUACCAAAGGCAAUGUAUUGCAAUGCCAUUCUGAGAUUUUAGAGCAACCAUGGCUACAAAACAAAGAUAUUAAAAUAAAAUGCUUCUCACCUUCUAAACUAACACUAUCUAAAUCUGCACAAGCAAAACUUACAGAGGGGCUUAACAUAAUAGAUGAAGCAAUUACCAAUUAUUUUGAAAAUUUUGAUACUAAGCUAUGGAAAGUUGAGGACAGCCAGAUUAGGAGUUUUGACCAAAUGCGGACACGUUAUGGUAAAGAAGAUAUUAGUUAUAAUAAAGUGGACGUAUUCGCAUCCAACAGGUAUGGUGAUUACAGUUAUUACAAUUGCAGUGUGGUUUUUGCACAAAAUAAACUAAUUGGCGUAAAUUGUAAUAAAGAUACUUCGCUGUUCGGUAGAUCUGAUUGGAUGGAUCCUUCUGAUAAAAAAUAUUUUACUUUAGCCGAAAGAGCGAUACAACAAUACGUCAGAACUACAAAAAACAAAGUUGGUCUGGUAGGAAGGUAUGACGUCGUAGUAACUUUCGUUAUCAGUCGUUUAGCUGCAGGCACGUGGUAUGCCAUACAAUUCGUGGUUCGACCGCUUAAGGAGGGUGUGAACGGAUUGAGGUGCUACACAAAAGUUUGGCAAGACUUGAACGGAAUACAAACAAUCACUGAAGUAAAUUGUGAAUAUAAUAAUAAUAGUCAAAAACGGUUCAAUGCGUAAAUUAUAGGUCGCUGAAUAGCCUAUCAACGUUUUAAUGUUUAUCUGCCAUGUAACACAAGAGAUACCAUUUAUACAGUUCUCGAUUUUGCAAUAAACGUGACCAUAAUAUCACUGUCAUUACAUGUUAUAUUGAUCGCGUUUUAUUACGAAUCUUGUAGUUGGAUACUUAGGCGUUUGUUUUCUUCAGAUAAAUAAAACACGUUUCCAUUUAA